GGAGCCCGGCGCACGCCCCGGCAUCUUGCUGCUUCUUCCCCCUCCCCCCUGCACCCCUCGUCGCUCCCUCCUUUCCUUUCAUUCCCGGCCCCACCUGCUAAAAUGAACAGCUCGGACGAGGAGAAGCAGCUGCAGCUCAUCACCAGCCUCAAGGAGCAAGCAAUAGGCGAAUAUGAAGACCUUAGAGCAGAGAACCAGAAAACAAAGGAGAAGUGUGACAAAAUCAGGCAAGAACGAGAUGAAGCGGUUAAAAAAUUGGAGGAAUUUCAGAAAAUUUCUCACAUGGUCAUAGAGGAAGUUAACUUUAUGCAGAACCAUCUUGAAAUAGAGAAGACUUGUCGAGAAAGCGCUGAAGCUUUGGCAACAAAGUUAAAUAAAGAAAAUAAAACACUGAAAAGAAUCAGCAUGUUAUACAUGGCCAAGCUGGGACCAGAUGUAAUAACUGAAGAAAUAAACAUCGAUGAAGACGAUUCCGCUGUGGACCCCGAGGGUGCUGCAGAGACGUGUAUCUCAGUCCAUUGUCAGAAGCAAAUCAAAGAACUUCGAGAUCAAAUCGUAUCUGCUCAGGAAGAAAAGAAAAAAUUAUCCAUUGAACUGGAAAAUGUCAAGAGCAAACUGGUAGAAGUAACUGAAGAGGUAAAUAAAGUUAAACAAGAAAAAGCUGCUUUAAAUUCAGAAGUUCUCGAACAGAGAAAAGUCCUAGAAAAAUGCAAUAGAGUGUCCAUGUUAGCGGUAGAAGAAUACGAGGAAAUGCAAGUAAACUUGGAGCUGGAGAAGGACCUUCGGAAAAAGGCAGAGUCAUUUGCACAAGAGAUGUUCAUUGAACAAAACAAGCUAAAGAGACAAAGCCACCUGCUGCUCCAGAGCUCUGCUCCGGACCAGCAGCUUUUGAAAGCUUUAAAUGAAAACGCAAAACUCACCCAGCUCCUUGAAGAAGAGAGAAUUCAGCAUCAACAAAAGGUCAAAGAAUUAGAAGGGCAACUAGAAAAUGAAACACUCAACAAAGAGAUACACAACCUCAAACAGCAACUGGAGCUUCUAGAAGAAGAUAAAAAAGAAUUGGAAUCGAAGUAUCAGAACUCUGAGGAAAAAGCCAGAAAUUUAAAGCAUUCUGUGGAUGAACUCCAGAAACGGGUGAACCAGUCUGAGAAUUCAGUUCCUCCACCACCACCUCCUCCACCACCACUCCCCCCUCCACCUCCCAACCCUAUCAGAUCCCUCAUGUCCAUGAUCCGGAAGCGGUCCCACCCCGGCGGCAGUGGUGCUAAGAAAGAAAAGGCAGCUCAGCCAGAAGCAACUGAAGAAGUCACGGAUCUGAAGAGGCAAGCAGUUGAAGAGAUGAUGGACAGAAUUAAAAAGGGAGUUCACCUCAGACCGGUUAAUCAGACUACCAGACCCAAGACGAAGCCAGAAUCUGCAAAAGGCUCUGAAAGUGCAGUGAAUGAACUCAAAGGAAUACUGGGGGCACUUAACAAAUCCACUAGUUCAAGAAGCUUAAAAUCCCUUCACACUGAAAACAGUGAAACUGAGUUAGAAAGGAUUCUGCGUCGCAGAAAGGUGACAGCAGAAGCGGAUAGCAGUAGUCCAACCGGGAUAUUAGCCACCUCAGAGUCCAAAUCCAUGCCUGUGUUGGGUUCUGUAUCCAGAACAGCCUUGAACAAGAAAACUCUGGAGGCAGAAUUCAACAGCCAGUCCCCCCCAACACCUGAACCAGGUGAAGGGUCGUGUAAAUUGGAAGGAUGCGCAAGUUCCAAGGUUGCGUUUCAGCCUCCCAGUAACACUGGAUUCAGGAGACAGAGCAUUGAUGGUGAAAAACAAGCUGAACCAGUUGUAGUUUUAGAUCCUGUUUCCACACAUGAAGCCCAAACCAAAGACCAGGUCAUUGAAAAAGAUCCAGCUCAACGCAAGGAGGGUGAAGAUGACGUGAAGCCAGCUUGCAAAGAAGAAAGCAUUGAAACAAUAAGAGACACAGACAGCUCUCACUGCUGAUCGGUGAACAGAAGUAAACAGAAGACGGAUGUGCCUGGAGUCCUUUUCAAUAAGCACAUGACUAGUCUGGGAGUGCUGGCGUGGGCUAUCGGGUGUAUUCAGAACACAGGUUCUUUUCUGAAGUCACUUUUGUAAGUAGUUCAGCUAUAUACAUAAGUAAGUUGUUUAGCAAAGUACACAUUCUAGUGGUUUUUGGUUUUUGAUCUUAUAGGGAUAAGAUUUUUCCUAGUUACUGUAUUAAGUGUGACUGCCUUUAGAAGAUUACAAAAAAAAUUCAGAUGAUAUCUUUUAAGGUAAUGUGCAUACCACUCAUCAAAUGAAUUGCUGAACGUUUAUAGCACUUGUGAAUAAUGGAUCAAUAGAACUGACCAACUGAAGGGGAUUUAAAAAUUUCUGAAAGAAGCUUCUGUUUUGGGUCUGUUGCUCUUUUGAUGGAGAAACUGCAGCAGCAUGGAAAUUGUUAGGCACUGUGGCAUAUAGGUCACUUUCUAGGAUGUACUGAGAUAUGCUUCAAAAAAUCAGGCACUGCCAUCCAGCUAGCAGUCCCAUAGCCAGCGUUAAUUAUUCACACUGCUACUGAUGGGAUGGAAAAUACAUGUUUCUGGUUGUGUCCAAAGCCUCCCGAGGACUUUGGUGGGACUGCUCUGGUGGCUUGAAUGGAGAAUCACAGUAAAAGGCUGAACCUGUGAAUUUAAGAGUAUUAUCUUAGUAAACCAGGAGCUCUGUAUGAUGAGUUAAUUAUGUCUUUCUCACGGACUAGUAUGGCACAAGUACCAUAUUUUGUUACAUUUUUCAUGUACAGUGAAGAUAAGCGACAACCACACAAUUUCCUUGCUUCACUGCUGUUUUACAUUACACAGGUUUGUUGUUGUUGUUUUUUUAAGAAAUUAAGUGGUAGUUAGUCUCUAAAAAUACAAUAUUUCAGGCUACCACAGUGACUAAAUAGAAACGUAAUCAGGGAUUUUUUUUUCAACUUAUGCAGCUUUUCAAAGUUGAUUGUUUCAAAAUUGGUGUUUAUUUAAAAUAAGUGGUAAUGUACUUGAAUGCAUUUUUUUCAUGACAAUGAUUCAGUAAUGGUAAUUUUACUAUUAAAGGGAGUGAAAGGCUUGGUUUUGUUAGCAUGGCUCAGCAUGUAGCUGUCAGGUGUUUCUCACCUAAGGGCAAAAGAAAAUGAUAGUAAUAAUUGCAGUUGUAUUUUAUUUUUGCACGUGUGCUAAGGCUUGAGGAGGUGGGUAGGCAGGUAAAUGUACUUCCUAAAUUUGGAGAUAAUUAUCUUUCUAUAAGUUCGUUAUGCUUGACUGUUUCCAUGUUCUUCCAGUGAUGAUUUUACAGUUACUUACCGGUUUACUCAUGGGGAAUUAAAAGGUAAUGGUUUUCAACUGUAAUUUUCCCAAAUUGAAUAAUACUGCUAUAUGAUAUAAUAGCUAUCAACUGCAUUAAUUCACCUAAAUGAGUUCUGAUAAUGCUGUGAUUUGAACUCUCUGCUCCACACUUAUUAAAAAGCACCAAGAGUUUCCCAAUUAAGGCCAAUUGUGGUUAUUGACAUUUUUGGUUUAGCUUCCUAAUCUUGACAUUCUUUAAUAAGAAUAUCAUAAAGGAAUUGAUAACUUUAGCAGUUUUUAAUAACUCACAACGUGGUUUGCUGGGGGAAUUUUAUUCCAUGUUUCUUCAGCUUUUCCUUCCUGGUCCUUGUGUCUGCCGGUUGGUCUGUUGUCGUAUCUCACACACAGUUAUAAAGACUCGCGUGCUUGCCAUCUGUUAUUUCAUCAUGCACAUCGUCAGGAUAAAGCAGUUAU
Messenger RNA from Talpa occidentalis (Iberian mole), 3785 nucleotides. It is a transcript of the gene SHTN1, whose product is annotated as shootin 1. The transcript has 17 exons. The record is from RefSeq and is a predicted model, not a curated record. NCBI's taxonomy places the organism in Eukaryota, Metazoa, Chordata, Mammalia, Eulipotyphla, Talpidae. The coding region runs from base 103 to 1989 and encodes 628 amino acids.